Equus caballus (horse) is the source of this 2561-nucleotide messenger RNA. RefSeq names its product stearoyl-CoA desaturase 5 (gene SCD5). Lineage: Eukaryota; Metazoa; Chordata; Mammalia; Perissodactyla; Equidae. The record is from RefSeq and is a predicted model, not a curated record. Gene Ontology annotation, biological process: unsaturated fatty acid biosynthetic process. Gene Ontology annotation, molecular function: iron ion binding; stearoyl-CoA 9-desaturase activity. Gene Ontology annotation, cellular component: endoplasmic reticulum membrane.
CUCCCCGCUUGCCUCUCCUUCCCGGCGCCGAGUUCAGCCUGGCCAGCGGCAUGGGUGAUACGCCAGCAACAGAUGCCGGGCGCCAGGAUCCGCAUCCUUAGGCCAAGCUGAACGCCUGAAGAAGAGAGAAGGAACCGGAGAAGGGCCGGGAAGGCGGGCGUGGAGGUGCGGAGAGCCCCCCCAAAGGCAGAAGCCCCCGCCCCCACCGGAGAGCUCCGCGCCGGCACAGCGCCCGCCUGCUGCCGCCGCCGCCGCCGGCGCCCCCUCGCUCCAGCCAUGCCGGGCCCGGCCGCCGACGGGGGCCAGGUGCCCUCCUGCCGCGCCGCGGGGGAGACCCGCGCGCGGGGCGAAGGCUCGGGGGGCGGCGGCGGCCGGGGGAGGCCGGGCGCGUGCGGACAGCGGCAGGACAUCGUCUGGAGGAACGUCGUCCUCAUGAGCCUGCUCCACUUGGGGGCCGUGUACUCCCUGGUGCUCAUCCCCAAAGCCAAGCUGCUCACUCUGCUCUGGGCCUACUUCUGCUUCCUCCUGACGGCUCUGGGUGUGACAGCUGGUGCCCAUCGCUUGUGGAGCCACAGGUCCUACAAGGCCAAGCUGCCUCUGAGGAUAUUUCUGGCUGCCGCCAACUCCAUGGCUUUCCAGAACGACAUCUUCGAAUGGUCCAGGGAUCACCGAGUCCACCAUAAGUACUCAGAGACCGACGCUGACCCCCACAACGCCCGCCGCGGCUUCUUCUUCUCCCAUAUCGGGUGGCUGUUUGUUCGCAAGCAUCGAGAUGUCAUCGAGAAGGGGAGAAAGCUUGACGUCACUGACCUGCUGGCUGAUCCUGUGGUCCGGUUCCAAAGGAAGUACUAUAAGGUCACCGUGGUGCUCAUGUGCUUCCUGGUGCCCACGCUGGUACCCUGGUACCUCUGGGGAGAGAGUCUCUGGAAUUCCUACUUCCUGGCCUCCAUCCUUCGCUAUACCAUCUCACUCAACGUCACCUGGCUGGUCAACAGUGCCGCCCACAUGUAUGGAAACCGGCCCUAUGACAAGCACAUCAGCCCUCGGCAGAACCCACUGGUCACUCUUGGCGCCAUUGGUGAAGGCUUCCACAACUACCAUCACACCUUUCCCUUUGACUACUCUGCGAGUGAAUUUGGCCUAAAUUUCAACCCAACCACCUGGUUCAUUGACUUCAUGUGCUGGCUGGGGCUGGCCACUGACCGCAAACGGGCAACCAAGCCGAUGAUCGAGGCGCGGAAAGCCAGGACUGGAGAUGGCAGCGCCUGAACCUGGAUCCUCCAUCCACCGUGUCCGCCGUUGACACCUGGGUUCAUGGCUUUUGUUACUAUCGUUCUUUUGUUCAUUGAAUCACGGAAGAGGAUAGAGGGUGAGGAGACAAUGGAAUCUAUGUGGUUUGGAAAGUUUUUGUUUGUCUCAAAAUAAUGUCAAGAAACAACUCAAUGAAAAAAAAUUUUUAAGUCAAUGUAACUAUGAUUUAACAUUAGCUCGUGGACUUGUGAUUUAAAUGCUGUCGCUACAAUAUGUCAAACAUACACUGUCAUAUGCUUGUACAUGUUAACCCUGACAGGAUGAAGGAAUUUAAUAUUCUUUCAGUGUGAUUCAGGAGAGCAUUUCUUUUCUUUUCUUUUCCUUUCUUAACCCAGCAUUACUUUUAAACACACUAUCUGAAGGAGCAGAGAGGCAGGGUAGAAGACAAAAGAGGGUCUAAGAAGUCACUAAGGAAUGUUUCUGUUUUGUAAUUAGUAUAUGUGUGUGUGUUGUUUUUUAAGUAAGAGAACUGAAAACUUUAAAAAGUGAGAAUACAGGAAAUGGCUCUCUUAUUUUUUGGCCCUGUUUAUAGCUUGUCAAUGCUCCACUGUCUUUGCUUCAAAAGAGAUCUGUUCACUGCCCAGCUAGCUCUGUAUCCUGAGCUGUACGCCAGCCGACCCUAUACAUCAAUGCCUGUUUAGGUGUUUGAUUUUGUUCUCUUUGCUAUUGUCAUUUUGAAGGUGUAUAACUCAGACGUGCCAGACAUCAAAUUAAGCUCAAAUUAAGCUUUCAUUUAAAUGUUUAGACACCUAAUUUAUAUUCUAAUUGAUCCCAGCCACUGAUGCAUGCACUUUAGCUACUUCUGCUAAAUAAGCGUAUUAAUUUUCCACACCAGGCCAUCAGAUCUUAAUAACCGACAGUUAUCUAGAACUCAGUGUCUACUAAUGUUUCACCUGCAUGUGGCCUUCAUUGAUUUUGCAGCAAAAUAUAAAGUGAUCAUUAUGUAGCUUCCGGAUUAAAAAAAUUUUGUGUGUUAAGUUGCCUUGUAAAGAGCAUGUUGAAUUAUCGGGACAGCGCGCCCUUUGUGUUAGAUGUUAGAGCAAAGGAAAGGCUUCUAGUGUUGGCAUCGGAGCGCUGUGAAGGUAGAUAUUUUUGGGAAAGAUGUGGGAUUUAAAAUUUUGGGAAGAGAAGUGAUGCCAAUAGAAAAUUGUCAUAAUGAAGUUCUUCAUCCAGCAGGUGUUUAACAGUGUUAUUUUGCCAUUAAUAAUGUGUAAACUAUGAGUGAUUUACAAUAAAUGAUUAUGAGUUCA